Messenger RNA from Vigna radiata var. radiata (mung bean), 4324 nucleotides. RefSeq names its product receptor-like protein 12. Bases 26 to 4240 code for a protein of 1404 amino acids. Gene Ontology annotation, molecular function: protein binding. The transcript is spliced from 14 exons. Gene Ontology annotation, cellular component: plasma membrane. Lineage: Eukaryota; Viridiplantae; Streptophyta; Magnoliopsida; Fabales; Fabaceae. Gene Ontology annotation, biological process: hormone-mediated signaling pathway. The record is from RefSeq and is a predicted model, not a curated record.
AGACGGAGAGGAAGUUGUUGAUUCAAUGAAGCAAAAAAUGAAGAGUGUGAGAGUGUGUUUCCUCAUUUUCUUUUUAUUGGAAACAAUGUGCUCUGAAGGAUGUUGGAAAGAAGAGAAACAAGCACUUUUGGGUCUACGUUUAGAUGAUCGUUCCUCACGGAACUUCUACAGAGUUUCUUCCAUCUAUUGGAACGUCGACACAGAUUGCUGUGAAUGGUAUGGAGUGUACUGCAACUCCUCCACAGGGAGAGUGGUGGGACUCGAUCUUGACGGUGUCUGGUGGAAGUCAACAGAACAAUAUAUUAAUUACUCGGAUUUUUCUGUCUUCAAAGAUUUGAAGAACCUCUCCUUGCCAUUUAAAAAUAUAGUUGGUUGUGUUGGGGAUGCAGAUUUGCCAAAUCUCGAACUCCUUGACAUGUCUGGUAACAAGCUGGAUACUGCUGCCAGUAUUAUAUCUUGUUUGGAUGGCCUUCCAUCUCUUAAGUAUCUUUAUUUAGGAUAUAACGAGUUGAUUACAUCUUCAUUAAACCAUGUUUUUGAAAGUGUACCAAAGUUGCGUAGUAAUCUGAAGACCCUUGACAUAAGUGGGAACUAUUUGACUAAUGACAUCUUGCCAUCCCUUGAGGGAUUCACAUCUUUAAAGAAACUGUAUUUGGGUUAUAAUGAAUUGGACUUGGAUCUUCACUUUGAAGUUUUUGAAAGUGUGUCACGAAAGCUGCAUCGUAAUCUGGAGGUCCUUGACAUAAGUCGGAGCCAUUUGACUAAUGACAUCUUGCCAUCCCUUGAGAGAUUCACAUCUUUAAAGGAACUGUAUUUGGCUGAUAAUGAAUUGGACUCGGAUUUUCACUUUGAAGGUUUAUGGUCAACAUUGAGGAAUCUUGAGGUCCUUGACUUGUCUGAUAACAACUUCAACCAAACUGAUAUUGGCUAUGCUCUUGGUGGACUCUCAUCCCUCAAAUCUUUAUAUUUAAUAGACAGUGGAUUGAGUUGGAGAUCAAUUUCCAAUAUAUCAAAAUUGAGUUCUUUGGAGAACCUUUUCUUAUAUUGGAACGACUUGAAGGAGUCUGAAAGUAUAUUGUGGGGUUCAGAGAAUGAGACAUUUAAAUGGCCAACCAAUUUACAACAUCUAGACUUGAGUUCAAACCGUUUGAGCAACAAAUCUCUUUCAUCUCUGAAUGACCUUCCACAUCUCCAAUAUCUUGAUUUAAGUCAAAAUCAAUUAGAAGGAGCACUAGANAUAAGAGAGAAUGAGACAUUUAAAUGGCCAACCAAUUUACAACAUCUAGAACUGGGUGAAAACAGUUUGAGCAACGAAUUUCUUUCAUCUCUGAUGGGCCUUCCACGUCUCCAGUUUCUUGAUUUAAGCGACAAUCAAUUACAAGGAAGUGAGAAUGAGACAUUUAAAUGGCCAACCAAUUUACAAUAUCUAGACUUGAGUUCAAACCGUUUGAGCAACAAAUCUCUUUCAUCUCUGAAUGACCUUCCACAUCUCCAAUAUCUUGAUUUAAGUCAAAAUCAAUUAGAAGGAGCACUAGACAUAAGAGAGAAUGAGACAUUUAAAUGGCCAACCAAUUUACAACAUCUAGAACUGGGUGAGAACAGUUUGAGCAACGAAUUUCUUUCAUCUCUGAAGAACCUUCCACAUCUCCAAUAUCUUGAUUUACGCUACAAUCAAUUAGAAGGAGCUGUAGAUAUAAGCGGAUUAUCAACUUUAUCCAAUUUGACGAAUCUUUAUCUAAGCCAUAAUAAUAUCCAUAAUUUUGUUACCCAUCAAGGCUUAAAAGGUAUUAGUAGAUUGGAUGUCCUUGAUUUAGAUUGGAAUAUGAUAGAUGGAAACAAACUAAGAGAGUCAUUACGAGCUUUAUCAUCAUCCAUUAGAGAGCUUUCUAUAUCUUACAAUAACUUCAAAGGAACAAUUCUAGCUGAAGAUUUUCAAGAUUUAAGUAACCUAGAACGUUUGACAUUGGACAAAAAUAAUAACAUGGAGAAUGAAUUUUUUGAAAGUAUUGGAAACUUGACAUCCUUGAAAGCUUUGUCUCUUUCAUACUGCGACAUAAAUGACACCCUUCCUGAAGCUGAUUGGUCUAAGAUGAAGAAGUUAGAAGAGUUAAAUCUAAUAGAUAAUGGAUUUGAAGGAUCUCUUCCCAAUUCUUUUGUUAACAUGACUUCUCUUCGGAUAUUGGAACUUUCUCAAAAUAACUUCAUUGGAAGAUUUGAUUCUAACAUUGCAACACUUACAUCACUUGAAGAAUUUGGUUUUGUAGAAAACCAAUUUGAAGUUUCUAUUUCUUUUUCGUCAUUUGCCAAUCAUUCAAACCUUAAAGUCAUACGGGGUAAAGGGAAUAAAAUCAUAGUGGACUCGCAACAUAAUUUGCACACUUGGAUUCCAAAAUUUCAAUUAAGUGAACUUAGCUUGUCUUCAAACAUUGAGACUAGUUCUUUUCGGCUCCCCAAAUUUCUUCUUUAUCAAAAGGACUUAGUUACACUAGAUUUUAGCAAUUUGAAGUUGGAAGGAAGUUUUCCUCACUGGUUGUUAGAAAACAACACAAAAUUGAGGGAAGUAACUUUUAGAAAUUGUUCUUUGACUGAUACAAUGGAAUUACCAUUACGUCCCCUUCUUGAGUUAGAGAGCAUUGAUGUGUCUAACAAUACCAUAAUUGGUGAAAUUCCAAGUAAGAAUAUCAGUUCAAUUUAUCCAAAGUUGAAAAAUCUAAACAUGUCUAGAAACCACAUCCAAGGUUCAAUUCCUCGUGAGUUUGGCCAAAUGAAGUAUUUGUCUGAGUUGGAUCUUUCAAACAACCAAUUGUCUGGAAAAAUAUCAGAUGACAUAUUUGAAGAUGCACAACAACUCGUUUUGUUGAUACUUUCAAAUAAUAUGCUCGAGGGGCCCAUCUUUACAAUACCCGCUAAUUUGGGGUCUUUAUCAUUAAAUGAUAAUAAAUUUAGUGGUAAACUUCCAAGCAACAUUUUUAACACAUCCAUCGUUUUAUUGGACGUAAGCAAUAAUCAUUUGGUAGGAGACAUUCCAAUCCUUUUGACAAAUUUUUCAAGAUUAUCGGAACUUCGUAUGUCCAAUAACCACUUUGAAGGGUCCAUUCCAUUACAAUUGAUACAACAACUUAGAGAUCUAAGAUAUUUAGAUCUCUCCCAAAAUAAUUUGACUGGUCUUGUACCAUCAUUUCUAAAUUCUUCUGUGAAAUUUAUCCAUUUGAGCAAUAACCGUUUAACAGGAUUGUCCAAAAAGAUGUUCAAUGGAAACUCUCCUUUAGUGAUGCUAGACCUUAGCUACAAUGAAAUAUUUGGCAACAUUCAAGAUAUGAUGCAAGAUCUUAGUUAUACAAAGUUGAAUUUUCUCCUUUUAAAAGGUAAUCACAUUAAUGGUGAUAUACCUAAGCAAUUAUGUCAGUUGAUAGAUUUAACCAUGUUGGAUCUUUCAAACAAUAAAUUUUUGGGAGAAAUUCCCCAUUGCUUGGGGACAAUGCCUUUUGAUAAUAAGAACCUUGAUCCAUCAUUGAAAGCAUCAAAAGGAAGCUUCGUUGUUGAAGAAUAUAGUCAAGCACCAUUACCAUCAGAGCAUAAGAAAGAGAAAGCAAGUUUCAGUACAAAGAAAAGUACCUUUACUUACACCGGAAGCAUCCUUGGUUACAUGUCUGGAAUUGAUUUAUCCCUAAAUAAACUGAAAGGAAAUAUUCCACAUGAGCUUGGAAACUUGACAAAAAUUCGAGCAUUGAACUUGUCUCAUAAUGAUUUGACUGGACAAAUUCCAGAUUCUUUCUCAAAUUUGGUGCAAACAGAGAGUUUAGAUCUUUCUUUUAAUAAGUUGAGUGGUCCAAUUCCUCCUAAGCUCAAUAUACUAACUGCACUAGAAGUAUUAAGUGUGGCACACAACAACUUAUCAGGCCCAAUACCUAAACAAACAAAUCAAUUUGCCACAUUUGAUGAAAGUAGCUACGAAGGUAACCCAUUCCUUUGUGGACCUCCACUACUAAGGAGUUGCAAUCCAUCUUCUACAAAUAUUUCAAAUGACUCAAAACCUGACAAAGACAAUGGUAGUUUUAUGGACAUGUAUGUAUUUUAUGUGAGCUUUGUGGUAUCAUACACAUUAGCAUUGUUAGCAACCGCUGGAGCUCUAUACAUCAAUCCUUACUGGAGGCAAGCAUGGUUUUACUACGUGGAAUUCUUCAGUUUAAAUGUUUACUACUUUAUUGUGGACAAUUUUUGUAGAUUUUGUAAUGUGUGAAAUAUGUAAGAUGUACCUUGUAUCCCUAGAAUAUCCAUUUUAGAGUGAUUAAAUAAUGUAAAUCAUGCAAGUGUUUCUAAUUCA